AUCGACGUUGCAGCAACAUCAAUGGCCAGCCAGCUCAUAUAAGCAGCUAAUGCCAACCACAACCUCAAGAGCGGCAGCAGGUGCACAGGAAACGCAGGACUGACAGCCCAAGACGUGCAACUCAACUGAUAAGCCCAAACACACUGACUGACAACAGAAUUAUUAACGACGAACAAAAAGAACAACGCAGCAUGUCGUCGUCAUCAUUGUCAUUAUCAUUGGCAUUUAACGCAGUCGUAGCCGGAAAUGUGAUUUUAGUUUUAGUUAGUCUGCAGCUUAUCUGCGUGGCCAGCAGCAGUCGCAAGCUGCCGCAGCUGAUGAUGAGCAGCAGCGACUAUGGCGCCAGCUUAAGCGCCUCAGCGGAGGAUUUGGAUCUGCUGGAGCCACAGCUGACCGAACGCUCCACGCUGAGCAACAGCAGCGAAGAUGCCAAAAAUUCGGCACAAUCUCAAUCAGUGAUUGUCUCAAGUGGCGCUGCUGGCAGCUCGCUGCUCGAGGAAUUCAAUGGCGGCAAGCUAACGCCAGCUGAGACCAGCAACAUGCUGCCCAUUUUCCUCAGCGAGCCCGAGAGCGUCUUUGUCGUCAAGAAUCGCCCGGCUGUGCUCAAGUGCAAAGCUUCGCAUGCCCUGCAGCUGCACUUUAAGUGCUCGGGCAGUUCGCAACCGCCGCCAUCGACGCAUGACAAGCACGUGGAUCCGCACACGGGCGUCCAUAUGGAGGAGGUCACUGCCACCAUUCAUCGCGAUCUGGUCGAUGAGUAUUUCGGCAAAGGACCCUUCAAGUGCGAAUGCCAGGCGUGGUCCUCGCGCGGCGUGGUCAAGAGUCAAGCGGCCACAGUGCACAUUGCAUACAUUCGCAAGUCGUUUGGACAGUCGCCGACAUCGCUGCGCCUCGAGCUGGGCAGCCGUGCGGAACUGCACUGCGAACCGCCCGGCGGCUUUCCGGAGCCCAAGCUCAGCUGGCAUAAAAACAACGCGGUCAUAACGCCCGAGCCGAACAGCGAACCGGGCAUCAUGGUGGCCGGCAGCAGUUUAACCUUUCGCCAGGUGGCGCUGCAGCAUAUGGCCAACUACAGCUGCAGUGCUGAGAAUAUCGCAGGCAAGCGCAUCUCCGACUCUGCAGUGCUCAUUGUCUAUGUAAAUGGCGGCUGGAGCGCUUGGAGUCCGUGGCGUGAGUGCAAAUGCAGUGGGAAACCGAGUCAGGGCCGCAAACGUACGCGCAUCUGCAACAAUCCGAUGCCGUUGAAUGGUGGCGCCCAAUGCGCUGGCCCACAAAUACAAAAGUCUGCCGAUUGCGCCGCUUGUCCAGAGGACACUCAAAUUGUGAGCGUUGAUGGAUUUGACAUUUCGUCGAGUAAGCGCAUUGCACGUUGGUCGGCAUGGAGCGAGUGGAGCAGCUGCUCGGCGGAUUGCAUACAAGUGCGUCGGCGAAAAUGCCUGACGCACGCUCAAAACUUAAACACGGCCAAUGCUGAUGGCGGCGGCGGCGACAGCGAUGAAGCCAGCGAGCUGCUUGCUGUGGGUGGCGCCGCAGCAUUAAGCAGCAGCGAUGUUGGAGCUAGCGGCGGCAGUGGCAGUGGCAGCAGCGGCAGCGAUGCUGAUGGCAAAUCAUUGUGCGCUGGCAAGGAUAUACAAACGGCUGAAUGCCGUGGAGAGCAGUGUCAGAUUGGCAAGGAUGACUUCGAUUGGACGUUGUACUUGGGCCUGGCCUUUAUCACAGCCGUCUGCUUUGCUUUUGGCGCCGCGCUCAUCUGCUGCGCCCGCCGCGGCAUACGCGCCAAUCCGCAUUACAACAUGGCUCGUUCAGUUAUGGAUGCGGAUUAUAUGCCCGGCGUUGUCGAUAAGAAGGAGAUGCGCAUGCACAUCGAGGCGGCCAAUUUGGGCUACGAUUAUGUCAAUCCCGGACAUCGCUAUUUGCCCGGCGACCAUCUCGUUAGCCUCGCCAGCAUGGGCGCCGGCUGUGGCGGCGUCGGCGUCGGCGUCACUGAACAUCACUAUGAUGUACCUAAUCUGGCGGCCAACUACACCAAUCCCAUAGACGAUCUAAGCGCUGAUUAUCUGUCUGAGACUGGCGGCUCCUCCACAGCGGAUACAUCCAACUCCACAUUUGAUAUGAAUGGCAAGCUUUCGUUACUAAACGCCUCAAAAAGCACCAGCUAUGAACUGCUCAGCAGCACUGGCGGUCAGCUGCGUCUUUAUGGCGGCGAGCUGCUGCUGCUAGUGCCCGAAAUGGCCAUAGGCAAGCAUCUGAAGAAGCACGUUUCACUGAUGCUGCUGAGCGACGAGUGCAGUCGCAUUGCCUGCGCCACCGAUAGCUCCAUUCUGUGCAGCAGUGUUGUGCACUGCGCGCCACGCAAUUACGGAUUUGUGAAGCCCGUGAUAUUGAAAAUACCACACUGCUUGCUUGCGCCGGAGCAGUGGCAUGUGCAUAUUUAUCAUGCGGAUAGCGAGCACGAUGAUUUGAAUGUGAGCUGGCGUCGCGCUGUCUCCGUGGGCGAGGAGACCAUUAACACGCCCAUGUUUGUGCAGCUGGAGGCGACGCAUGUUUAUGUCAUGACGGAGCAGCUGGGACAUUUUGCUGUUGUUGCCGAGCCGCGCAUACAGCAGCCUGCCAUUAAAAUGAAACUGCUUGCGUUCAGUCAGCAAAGCAGCCCAAGCAGUGCACACUGCAGUUUACGCAUUUAUGUGGUGAAAGAUUUUCCCAACAGUCGCGAUAUUUGCGCUAAUGUCGAAUGCAAAUUGGGCGGCAGUUAUUUGGGUGAAAGUCAAGUCUUUGCUUUUGUGUUAAAUCAACGCAAUCUGAACAUAAGAGUAAGAUGCACAGAUGCGGAUGCUGCGCCCUAUGAACAUGCCAUACCCUAUCAACAUAUAUUGAGCAACAAUUCCAUUCUGCACUGCGAGUUCUCAGUGCGGCGGCAUGAGCAGCACACGCUAUGUGUGGACUUUGGUCAGGGCCCAGAGCUGGAUUUCUAUACAUUCAGCAUACCAGCGCAGCCGCUUGGCGGCUCAGCAGAGGAACUUGCCUCCACCACCAAUACAACCAUUAGCAUCGAUCGCCAGGGCAACUAUGUUAACGAAAGCUGUGUACUCGACUUUGUGCAACUGCCACAUGCCACCAAGCGCAUGAUUUGUGCUGCACUCGAUCCGCCACGUGCCGACGAACGCGAUUGGCGUCUACUCGCUAAAAAACUAAACGAAGAUCGCUACAUUGCUUACUUUGCCACCAAACCCUCGCCCACCGAGCAGAUACUAAAUCUUUGGGAAUGUCGCGCCAAUAAUCAUGCUAACGGUAAUAGUUCCAUUUCGCAUGCCAACAGCAUUAUGGCGCUGCUGCUUACACUGAAAGAAAUGGGCAGACAAGAUGUGCUCGACAUUAUAGUCGAGACGAUUGGACCGCUUUGGAUCUAAGCAAAACUUGUUGUAAACAUAAACAUAAAACUCAUGAGUUGCCUUUUAUUUGAAAAAUGUUUAAGCUGCGCAUCGGAAAAACGAAACGAGUAAUUAAAAUAUGAAAAUCAAAGUUUAGUUCUAGUUUAGUCAUAGUCAUGAUAUUAGCUUGUAAACUAAUUAGUUGUGUUCAACGAAAGAAUUUGCUCAACUCAACGAACUGGGUGCCAUGCAUUUUUUGAUACUAUCGAUAUAAGUACGAUAACGAUAACGAUUAGCGAUAGGCGAUAUAACGUUAGUUUAUUGUGGCUUAGCAAACUUAUUUGACUGUAGUAUUAAACACUAAACACUAUUUAAUUACAACUAAGUUUAAUUAUCACUAAGCCGUUGGUCAGAAAGUUUCUAGGCAAAGUGUUUACACCACUCCCCUCCCCUCCCCACAACUAAAGCGAACUGCAAUACAUAUAUCUCUAUAUAUAUAUGUCUUCGAUCAGUUUUGCAAACUGUUUGCCAAAUCGUUGAGCUCUUUCAACUGACUCUAGUUAUAACAACUAAUUUACCAUAUAUACACACACUUAUAUAUUGAUAUAUAUAUAUAUACGACGCAUAUAGUCUAUGAACUUAGUUGGUAGUCAGAUCCGAGUAGCUUGUUAGACAUACUCAAGUGAUAACCUUUGUAUUUGUCUUUAGCAUUUAAGUAACAACAGCAACUGUCGUUUAAAUCGUUAAUCAAACAAACAUAGCUCAAUAGCAUACAAAUCUAAAAUUUAAAUAUUUAAAGGCCAACGAACACUAAAAGAACAAAAUACAACAACUACCAUACAAACUUUUGUAGUGAAAAUGCAUUCAAUUUAGUCAUAAAUGCAAACAAUAAUUAACUGUAGUUGGAGUUUAACUGAUUUUUUGUAAGCAGUUCCCGUUACUAUUUUAUUGUGA
Messenger RNA from Drosophila busckii, 4322 nucleotides. It is a transcript of the gene unc-5, whose product is annotated as netrin receptor unc-5. Lineage: Eukaryota; Metazoa; Arthropoda; Insecta; Diptera; Drosophilidae. Gene Ontology annotation, molecular function: protein binding; netrin receptor activity. The coding region runs from base 192 to 3407 and encodes 1071 amino acids. Gene Ontology annotation, biological process: motor neuron axon guidance; netrin-activated signaling pathway. The record is from RefSeq and is a predicted model, not a curated record. Gene Ontology annotation, cellular component: membrane. The transcript has 9 exons.